Messenger RNA from Oikopleura dioica, 375 nucleotides. The record is from the annotation of a GenBank genome assembly. Lineage: Eukaryota; Metazoa; Chordata; Appendicularia; Copelata; Oikopleuridae.
AUGACAUCGCAAGAAUACUACAACGCGAAAAGCAUCAACAUAAAAUCUUUGGUGAUCGAGAUUCCAAAGAGCAGAGAUAAAUCGGUGAUCAAUAAGAAGCUAAUUUGGACUCCAAUCGACGAGUUUUUCGGAAAACUGACAACAGAAAAUGGCGAAGUCGUCCAUAACGAUAUCGGAAAAAUAACAACUAACCCGAAAUUCGAAAACCGAGAUGUAUUUGCUAUCACAAAGAGAGGAGAUUCCUUCGGGAUCAUAAGCGUCGGCGACAACGAGGAAGACCUUCGAUUCAUGACCAACCAUUGCGGGCUAGUGCAUUUCCAAUCAUUCGAAGACGCUAAUCCCCAGAAGCAAGACUUCAAGUUGAAAUUUCAAUAA